AUGACGAAAAUAUGGUUGUUCAUGAUUUCUAUGCUACUUUAUCGACUUGUUGAAGGAAUCGUCAAACUUGAGAACAACAAAUAUACUGGAAUUGUCAUAGCGAUCAAUCCAAGUGUAUCCGAAGAUCAUGACUUGAUAGAUUCAAUAAUAGAAUCUUGGACAGAGGCAUCCAGUGCGCUAUUCACAGCAACCAAAAAUCGUGCAUAUAUUGGCGAAGUAACAAUUCUUCUGCCAAGCAAUUGGACAUAUUCAUCUGCGGAACUAGCUGGGAAUGAGACAUAUGACAAAGCCGAUGCUAUAAUAGCGAAAGAGAAUCCGAGCUAUGGAGAUGCACCAUAUACACUCCAAUUGGGAGGUUGUGGACAACCUGGAUCAUAUAUUCAUUUCACUCCAAAUUAUUUUCUGGAUGAUAGCAUGAUAACAAACUAUGGACCAAGAGAAAAAGUGAUAGUACACGAAUGGGCGCACUACAGAUGGGGCGUUUUUGAUGAAACAUCGGAAACCGAUCCAUUUUACAUCGAUCCUGAUGAUGAUGCAAAUGUAUUGUGCGACCCACAAGAUUAUAAUAAUUGCCAAACCAAAACUCAAUGUCCACGAGCAAUCAAAAUUUGCUGCACAGAAGACCCAAACCCAAGUUUGAAAUGUGACGACGAGGAAUUAGAUAUUGGCAGACCGACAACCUGUAACACUGACUCGACUACGGGAUUGUUUACACAAGACUGCGUAUGCUAUGCAUCGGACUCAGAUGGAGUGUUUAACGCAUCACUAAUGUCCUACCAAUAUAUAGAACCGAUCGUGUCUUUUUGCGAGGAUGGUAACGGCCGAAAUUUCCACAAUGCCGAUGCGCCGAAUGAUCAGAAUCGAUUGUGCAACAGAAAGAGUACAUGGACCGUUAUAAUGGAAUCAAACGACUUCACAAGUGGGAAUUCUCCUGUUUCAAUUCCUGAUACAACACCAAAAUUCAAUAUUAAACGUGCCGAAGGCUACCGAAGAUUUGUUUUGGUAAUGGAUGUUUCAGGCAGCAUGUCGACGGCUGACGCAAGUACCGGCCAAACGAGAAUACAACAAAUAUCUACAUCUGCAAAUUAUUUUAUCACAAGUGUGCCGAACGGAUCGUAUGUCGGAAUAGUAACAUUUGAAUCGACAUCAUCUAUUAUAAGCUCAUUAGUGAAAUUAGAAACACCGGAAGAACGAAAAAACUUGGCUGCAAAGUUGCCCGUCUAUGCAUCCGGGGGUACAUGUAUAGGAUGUGGGAUUCAAAGAGGAAUUGAGGUACUUGAGAAUUAUGGACCACCAGAAGGGGGGCAACUAAUCGUUAUGACGGAUGGAGAAGAAACUACUUACCCCUUUGUAAGGGACGUUCGAGACGAGGUGCUAGAUAAGACGGUGGUUGUUCAAUCUUUGAUCGUGUAUACAGUUGAAAACGCAGAUCUUGUUUCUCUUUCGGAAGAUAGCGGUGGCCAAUGGUUUUUCGCAGGAUCAAACGAUUUGCAGGCGUUUGUAGAAUCCUAUAAUCAAAUGCUUGAUCCAACCGACGGGGAUGACACAAAGAAAACACUGCAGUUGAUGAGCGAAACAUUCAUUGUUGAUAAUGUGAAUGAUGAAUACACCACAUCUGUUUAUAUUGAUGACACAAUUGGAAACAAUACUGUCUUUACCUAUACUUGGUCUUACGGAGGCGAAGCUGAACGCCCUAUAAUAGAAUUGAUCCCAUUUUCGGGAUGUAUUUAUACCACUGAAGACACGAAGGAAAUAUACCAUUGCAGCGAAAACCCGACAAUAUCUGAAGGAUAUAAAACAAUUCGAUUUGAAAUCCCGGGAACAGCUCAGACCGGCUCAUGGGAAAGUCGUGUUAAAAAAAGAACUUCCAACAGCCAGACCGUUGUUGUAUUUGUUACCUCGAUGGCUGCAGACAAAGACACUCCGCCAAUUAUGGUUGCAUCUGUAUUGAGUCAAAAGAAUUACUGUCCUUUAGUAUACGCAACGGUAACACAAGGACUCAAUCCAGUACUCGGGGCCCAUGUCGAGGCAGCGCUCGCUAAAGAAGGCGAAGGUUCUUCGACGUAUGACUUAUAUGACAACGGAGCUGAACCUGACAUUCGUAGGAACGAUGGCGUGUAUUCCAGAUACUUGUGUACAGGAAGCAUACAUGGGAGAUAUUCAGUUAAGGUUAAAGUAUAUUCAAAAUCGGAUGGUUCGGUCGUUGAAAGUUCUGUCAGACACUCUAGAGCAACUUAUAAUCCAGGUGUCAUUGAUGAGAACGGAAAUCUUGUCCCCAAUCCCAAUGGACCGACAUUAUUACCAAGAAAUGUAACAUUUGGAAUCGACUCAUCACGGUUGGGAAACUUCAGUCGACAAAUUUCACCAGGCGCUUUUGAAUACACACCGCCGACACCGCCACCUACGGGUGGAGGGACUACAUCAUCGGAUAUGUUCUCUCCGAGUAAAGUAUUUGACUUGAAAGCAGCACAGAACGAUUUCACGAACUAUACAAAAGGAAUUGUUUUAACUUUUACUGCACCGGGAGAUGAUUUUGACAGUGGGAAAGCCUCAAAAUACGAAAUUCGAUAUAAUUCCGAAGAUAUGAAUGCUUUGCUCAGCAGUUUUGAGUCUAAUGCAGAGAUAUACCAAGACACUGUAACCGAGGGAAACAUUUCUGAUCCUUCUAUGGCUGGUACUAUUGAACGAAUUGUGAUCAAUGUAAAAAAUUAUACCAAUCAUAAUAUUUUCAGCAUUGGAUAUGCCAUUCGAGCAACGGACAAGGCCGGAAAUCAAGCUGAUAUUUCUAACGUCGCUAUCAUAAGAUAUUACUUCGAACCUCCAAAAUUUGCCCUACCACCAGAUACAACUUCCAGUCCAUAUGAGUCGACUUUAGCUUCCACCAAUGAAACUUCGACUAUAGAUUCAAGCACCGAAGCUAGAACUGAGGCCUCAACAACUACGAAACUACCAACUGUGUUGAGUACAAAGCUCACACCGUUUUCAACAGAAAAGCCGAGCAAAAGAAAUUUAUACAUUGGGAUUGGAAUUUUGCUGUUAGUACUUGUUGCAUCGUUGGGAACUGCGGUAUCUAUUCUUAUUUGUUGGCUUUGCUGUGGAAAUAAAUCUUCAAGCAAAUCUUCAAAGCCCAACCGAUCUAAGCCGGAUCGUGAAACAAUAGAAAAUCCGUAUGCAGAUGCUUUUGAAAUGAGGAAUAUGGAAAACGGCACGAGCAAACAAUAUGGACAGUAUCAUCACAAGAGUACUGCGAUACCUAGACCAAGCUCAUUAUAUGCAUGAAUUCAAUUUAUAUUGUCUGUAUUCGUAUACCACGCCAAUCUGAACGAACGCAUUUAUUAUCCGCAAUUAUGCGGAUUAUUUGUUUAAAAUGGUAUUCGUUAUUUCUCCUGCUUAAA
Molecule: messenger RNA, 3395 nt
Organism: Styela clava
Lineage: Eukaryota; Metazoa; Chordata; Ascidiacea; Stolidobranchia; Styelidae
Source: RefSeq, a predicted model, not a curated record